AUGUCUGUCCUAAUGGGACUCUCGGAAUACCCAUUGGCCACCAGUAAUCCGGCCCAACAAGUUAGUUAUUUUUCGUUUGUUUUAUAUAAAUCAGCUUCAAAAUUUAGGAAAACUGGAAAUUUUUUUUUUGAUAAUUUUGAUCCUAAUUUUAUAAUUUCAGCCACCUUUCGGGUAUCAAUGGUCCAACAACAACCGAACAUCUCCCAAUUCGAUGGGCAGCACCAAUAAUAGUCCCUCUCCUCUCAACUCUAAUGCUCCACCUAUGAAUAACCCAACUGCUCCCUCACCUUUGAUCGGAUCCCAGCCCAAUAUGGGACCCCCAACAUCAAGUUCCAACAAUCAAGAGAAUAGUACACCUCCUCUCUCAAACCACGGCGGAACUCCUCCUCAACAAGACAAUGAAUGCCCUCAGGUGAUCAAGUCUCCCUUUGACGAUGAACUCCGUUGUAUGCCCUUGAAUCCGCAGAUGCAUCUCCCCCCAACGCAACACGAACAUCUACGGAACUUGCUUAUAAAUACAAGGUACAAUGCUCCGGAUAUCCCUCAACUUCGAGCACAAUUCCCUCCAUCAGUCAACACGCUCCAAGGCCACAACUUUAUCACAAGUUUGUAUCCACAAGUUCAGAAUCUCAACCGGUCUCAAUGUUUCGUGGUCCAAGCUCCUCGAAUACCCCCGCCUCCGGUGAUGAUGCCCCAACAACAGCCCCCAGCUCCCGCACCACCUCCACCAAAGAAAAAGCGACAGACCAAGAAAGAAAAAGAGGAGCAAAAGAAGCGAGAAGAAGAGGAGAAACGGAUGAUGCAGCAGCCAAUGAUGAUGCACAAUCCCCAAAUGUUUAACCACAUGCCCCCAGGCCAAUUCAUGCCUGGACCAAUGCCUGGGCAGAUGCCCAUGCAAAUGAUGGGAAUGGAUCCGAAUCGGCCUUCCUCGUCAGAGAUGCGAGAUCCUUGCCUAAUGUCGCCUAACGCGAUGCUUCCUCAUAUGAAAGGUAAGCAAAAAUUCAUUGAUAUCAUUAUGUAUUUAGGUCCGGACGGAUUUGCAGUGCCCGGUCCAGUCAUGAAUCGGUUCAAACCACCAACAGAGAGAAUCGUCGAAGCUAACCAUUCUUGUGUGUCUUGUCAACAACCAGUCUCCCCCGAAAUGAAAGGAAUCCGAUGCACGGCGAGUGGAAUGGGGUGUGGAAGUGUUUUCCAUGCUGUGAGUUGUUGUUUUUACUUGUUAUUUCCGUUUUUAGACAACAAAAUUUUUGAAUUUGAAAUUUCCCGCCAAAUUCGACAAAAUGUCAAUUUUUUUAUGCUGUUUGUUGAGUACCGUUGGUAUUUUAUAUCUAAUAUAUUCACUUUUUGUAGUCAUGUGUGAACAUCAACCCGGAUGCGUUGUAUCAAUUCCAGUUUGAACAACAAUGUGAGUGGAGCUGCAUAAAUUGUGCAAAACGACGGAACGGCUUCUUCUAA
This is a messenger RNA of Bursaphelenchus xylophilus (pine wood nematode), 1455 nucleotides long. NCBI's taxonomy places the organism in Eukaryota, Metazoa, Nematoda, Chromadorea, Rhabditida, Aphelenchoididae. The record is from the annotation of a GenBank genome assembly.